AUGAAAAAUGAAGAAUUUUAUAGUGCUGAUGUAUAUAAUAUAGAAAACUUAAAUAACAUUUACUUUGAGAAGAAAUUAGAUUUGGAUGGUCAAUAUAAAUUUGAUUUAUCUUCAAUAUAAAUAAACAUUAAGACAAAUUUUAUAUAUGUUUUAGCCUAAAAGAAUUCAGCUAAAUCUCAAGAAAUCUAAAUUUAUAAAAUCAGUGAAAUUUGUUUGAAUUCCAUGUUUUUAAAAAUAGAUACUGUUGAAGCUGUUUAAUUUUCUACAACCAGUAAUUAUUUCAUCACUACAGAAGUAAUUGAUAAUCAGUAAAUCCUUAAAAAUUAUUACAUAAAUGGGGAUUACUUUAUAUAGUUUUAAAUUAAAUAAGAUUAUAAUUAAAUUGAGUAUUCCUAAAAAAUUAAUUUAAAUUUUUCAGUCACUAACAAUGCUUAGAUCAAGAUUAUAGAUAAUAGUCCAGCAUUUAUUAUUAAUAGAGGAAUUAAAAUGUUUAGAACCCUAGAAUCAGUAAAUUUAACUUAUCAUUCAGAUAAAGUUGAAAUUCAUUGUUUAAGUUUGAAUGAAUCAUGGUAUAGUGGUUAAGCUUUUGAAAUAAAUUAAAUUGAUGGACUUGAUAAAUUAAAAUAUCUUAAAACUCUAUUUUAAUAGGUAGAUAUCUUAGAAGUCAGUCCAAUAAUCAAAGAGUUUAAUGAUAAAACUAUCGUUUAGCUCUGGACUCAUAAAAUUAUAUUAUUUUCAAAGUCAGAUUUAUCUAAGAGUUUUGAAUAUUAAUUGGAUGAAACAUACACAUUUACAAAUAUAUUUUUUAUUGAAAAAGACCAUUUAUAUGUAGAAGCUUUGAUGGAUAAUUAAGUUUUUUUAAGAGUAAUUUAAUGUUAAAAAUAAAUUUGUGAAUUAUUGAAAGAAAAAUUAUAAUUACAAGAUCGACCUGAAAAAGCAUAUCUUCAUUAACAGAAUUUUUUUUAUAUAAAGAAUAGACAUAUCAAAGUUUUUGAUAUAAAUAACUAACCUUUAAAUGUUUCAUAAUUUUUAUUAUUUGAUGAAUUUUCUGUCAGUGAUCAAGCUUUAUUUGUAGAUAUGAUUCACAUAAAAGAUAAUUACUAUUAAUUUAUAUCUGCAACCCAUUAGGGAAAUGUUGAAUUUUAUACAAAAUAAAUUUCCAAAACUUAGUCAUAUAAUUUAAGUCAAACCUUUGAUAUUAAUUUUUAUUUAAAAAUGGAGAAUCUGUUUUUAAAACCCGAUUCUGUUUGUGUUGGAUUUUUUUUAACAGAAAGUUAAAUUAUUUUAAUAUUUUCUAAUACUGCAUCAUAUUCAUUUUUGUUUAUAAAUAAUUGUUCUACUGAUAAUACUUGUUUAGUUUAGCAAUUUGAAUUAUAUCGUAUUUUUUAAUAAUUUGGAUCUUGGAUGAUAUCUGAUUAAUAUCCAAUUGGUUAUUACUCAAACGAAAUUUUAUCUUUAAUUUUUAGGGCUGAAACUUAUUCAGAACUCUUUAUAUAUGAUCUAAAGAAUUACAAAAAAAAUAAAAAGGAACCAUACACUAUUAUUGCUCAUUUAACUGCUACUUAUAGUCCCAAGAAAUAAGGUUUCUAUCCUAUUUAGUCUUUUGUCUAUCAAUACGAUGAUUAAUUAUAUCUACUUUCAAAUGCAAAAAAUAAAAAUUCAUUAUACCUUUAUUUGUUAGAUCGAACUCCAUAGCUUUGUAUAAAUAGUAAGGAAGUAAAUCAAAUAGUCAAAUUUGCUUUAAGCAAUCCAUAUUCAACUACAUAAAUUAGCCUAAAAAUUUCCAUCAGUGAUGAUAAUCCUAAACCUCCAGAUCCUCCAACUCCUCCAGAUCCUCCAACUCCUCCAGAUCCUCCUUCUCCUCCAGAUCCUCCUACUCCACCGAUUCCUCCAACACCUGACGAUGAAGAAAAGAAAACUUUUCCUUUGUGGGCAAUUUUACUUAUCAUAGGUGGAGUAUGCGCACUUGCAGCAAUUCUUUUUUGUAUUUUUAGAUAUAAAUACAAGAGAAAUAUUAAAAACCAAUAACUUUUGGUAGAUUGAUUGAACAUUAAAAUAUAAAUAAAAUUACAAAAAUUUCC
This is a messenger RNA of Paramecium sonneborni, 2081 nucleotides long. NCBI's taxonomy places the organism in Eukaryota, Ciliophora, Oligohymenophorea, Peniculida, Parameciidae. The record is from the annotation of a GenBank genome assembly.